AGCAGCUUGCCAAAAGCAGUGUGUGUCCAUCCUGCCCAUCUCUUUGCAAACAGGAGGGGAUCAAGCAUAGCUGCCUGGGAAUGGAAAUACCUGACAAAACCACAUCUCUUUUGCCUUUUGGAUCUUCGCGUCUGGUUGCUUUCCUACAGCCCUUGACCCCCAUGAUGGUCACUAAUCUAAAAAUCAUCUUUCUGUUUCUUUGGUUGCUUCAGUGUGGAGGGGGAAGUGUCGACGUACAGCAGAAACCUCCUAUCCAGAUCGCGCUGCUCAAGGAAGGAAUAUCCAUCCCAUGUCAAGUAAUCUUCCCUUACAUGCCAAAAUACACCACAUUUUCAAUCUUCUAUUACUGGGUUAAUUCACGAGGCCAGAAUACAUCCAUCUAUAGCAGGUCAGAAAAUGUAGCCGUCCCUUCUGGAAAAGAGAAUCGCACUGCCACCAUAUCUUACGACUACAGAGUCACACCACUUCAUGACACCUCUUCUACUGGCACAUACUACUGCACGGUCAAAUGGAACAGCAUCCAGAAAAUGGGAAAGGGAGUGUUUGUCCUUGCUAGAGGUACAGGGUAUGUAGAGACCUCUUCUGGGUGGGGAACCCUGAUUACCUUUACUGUUCUUCUUGCUGCAUUGAGCAUGACCGCAACAGCUCUGCUUCUGUGGAAAAGAAAGCAGGUGCUGUGCCCUACAAGGAACCAGCUAAAUAUCCUGAGACAGAAGGUGGAAGUGCAGCCCCCUUCAGCCAACCCACCACCAUCACCACCUCCUGUCUAUGAUAGUCUGGAUGCGCAGCAAGUUGAUGUCUAUUCUAUCCUCGAUAACAACACAAACAUCCCGUCAGUGGGAAGGAGUCCUCCAGGGAAGACACCUAAGAAGCAAGCAACUCUAGAAGAAUCCUCUGAUACACUGUACGAGAACAUCUAACAGGGAAAAUCUGACCCUAUGUGACCAAACAUCUUCCUGUAUGGCUCUCUUACAUCCCCAGUUCUCUGCAGAGACCCACAGUGACUUCAGGCCACAGCCACGAGGGGCUUGUGAACCCCUGCCUCCAUCUGAAAUGCCCUUCAUUAACAAGAGAAAGCAUCUGUCCAAAUCCCACCCGGGCUCAGUCUGCAUCGAUGCAGCAAAGCUAUUUUGCAGCAAAG
Cuculus canorus (common cuckoo) is the source of this 1141-nucleotide messenger RNA. It is a transcript of the gene NFAM1, whose product is annotated as NFAT activating protein with ITAM motif 1. The record is from RefSeq and is a predicted model, not a curated record. Gene Ontology annotation, cellular component: membrane raft. Gene Ontology annotation, molecular function: transmembrane signaling receptor activity. The transcript is spliced from 6 exons. Bases 81 to 920 code for a protein of 279 amino acids. Gene Ontology annotation, biological process: positive regulation of B cell receptor signaling pathway; positive regulation of cytokine production; B cell receptor signaling pathway. NCBI's taxonomy places the organism in Eukaryota, Metazoa, Chordata, Aves, Cuculiformes, Cuculidae.